Molecule: messenger RNA, 2602 nt
Organism: Schistosoma haematobium
Lineage: Eukaryota; Metazoa; Platyhelminthes; Trematoda; Strigeidida; Schistosomatidae
Exons: 1
Coding region: 1308-2042 (244 amino acids)
Source: RefSeq, a predicted model, not a curated record
ACUUUGAUUGUAACUUCGCGCGAAUUCGGUUAUCUUCUGUAACCAAGGUUGUAUCCUGGCACGAUCUCGGUAUCCUUUCGAUGCCACGAGAUCGCCAGCUAAUAAACCUCGACUUGGUCCAUUAAUUGCCUUCUGGUAUUUGGCUUCUCGGGUAUUUUAUGGAGUCAUUUGGAACGAGCUUCUUACGCCUUCUGAUCUAUUUGGCACGUGUUUCUUGGUAGCGGUGUUCAUAGUUAAUCUCAACUCGACGCCACGCUACAAUUGGUAAUCCCAAUCAGACUACAAUUGGUGACCCGUAUUUUGGAACACGCCUCAACUUCUGAUCAAAUCUUCCAAAGAAGACAAUUCGGUGAGUCUAUGAUUUAUCUAUCCACGUCUGUCGUAUAUUUUCAUAUCUUUAAUAUAUAAUAUAAGCGACAUGACGGAUAACGAUAAGAAUAGUAUUAAUAUAAUAGACUCACACGUAUGUGCACCGAAUCCUUGUCACUUUUUAUUCGCGUGAUGAUGAAUUCCACGCUUUAUUCGAGAAAUGUUACCCUAUUAACGAUUCUCCUCGCUGACCCGGCUGCUUGGUACGGAAUGCAUACGCAUAAGCAUAUCCGUCUACCACCCAGCACCAAAUGGUUAAGUUGAACGGUUUCACUGCCAACUUAAAAGUGUUCUACGAGCACACGAAAACGGCAACUGGCACGAAACCUUACCGCUCGUUCUUUUAGGGGUGAGAACGAGUUUAAAGGCAGAUAUCCAAUGUUCCGCCACGAAACUUGUAUACGGCACGACAUUGCGUCUGCCCGGAGAAUUCUUCACACCACGGAGCAGACCUAAUUUCGGUAAAUCAGACUACGUCCAUCGACUGUCUACAUUUAUGCGAACGCUGUCUCCGGUGUCAACUCGAAUACAACAUCGACAGGUCGCUCUCCAUCGAGAGUUAUCUACCUGUUCACAUGUUUUUGUACGAGUAGAUUCGGUACGCAAACCUUGGCAACAACCUUACGAAGGCCCUUUUCACGUGAUCGCUCGUCACGAAAAGACCUUCAAGGUUGAUCGAUAUGGACGCGUCGAGAUCGUCAGCGUUGAUCGUCUCAAACCAGCACACGUCGAUGACAGUGCCCUAUCUGACACUCUGAGAUUCAAUGCUAGACCUAUCAAACCUAGCGGGAUCCUUAAAUCUUCUUCAGGUCCCACGCUAGAUGCAUGUGAGACCUCAUUCUCACGUCCCGGUCAACAGCACGCGUCAUCUGCACCGUCUACGGACGAGACGACAGUCUCACGUCCAGAUCAGCAGACCACGCCGCCUCUGACUUCGGAUGAGAUUGCAGGCUCACGCGACGCGAACGAGACUGCCGUCUCACGUUCCGGUCGCCGAGUACGGUUACCCGUACGCUUCCGCGAAUAGUCGCACAGUCAACAACCGAUACGGUGUAGGAUUAUUCCUAUACUACACGUAUGCUACACUCUUCUCUUUUUUGAUUAUCUUUUUGUUUCCUGAGCCCACGCCUUCGACCAUCUCCGUUUGGUUCCGUCGACUUCAGUCAACUUUGGCGAAAGCUGGCCUGAUCACCCACGCUCUUGUCAACGUACUCAGUCGAUAUAUUGGUUUUGAAUGCUCGGCAUACGCUUGGUCUCGAACUUGGUCGUUACGGUCGCUUCUGGUCUUUUGGCUCAGCGUGGUUUCGUCCUUCGUCUGCAGCGUUUCUGGUCCGCAUUCCCUACGAACACAAUCUUCAGAUUCUGGAUACAAACCAUUCUGGUGUAGCAUGCCAACUCGAGCAAUAAAUACAACACAUCGCUCCUGGUACUGUUCUCCGAAAACGACCUUCGUUGGCAACUCGACGAUCAACGAUCGCUUUCCUGUUCGCCAAUUCUUCCGUCCUACAAUCGCUCGUCAGCCGAUCAGUCCCACGAUUCAAACCGCUAUUUAUCGAAAGUGUAAGCCCUUUCUAGCGGGGGGCUCCUGUAGUGACUCACGUUUAUCACGAGAACACGACUGGUUUAAUAAAAACAAUUAUUAUUAUAACCAACUGUACCAGUGUUUGUUUUAAUGUGCUUUUGUUUGACUGUGCUAAUGACAGCUAUUUUGUGCUUCCAUUCUUGUACUUACACUUUGAUUGUAACUUCGCGCGAAUUCGGUUAUCUUCUGUAACCAAGGUUGUAUCCUGGCACGAUCUCGGUAUCCUUUCGAUGCCACGAGAUCGCCAGCUAAUAAACCUCGACUUGGUCCAUUAAUUGCCUUCUGGUAUUUGGCUUCUCGGGUAUUUUAUGGAGUCAUUUGGAACGAGCUUCUUACGCCUUCUGAUCUAUUUGGCACGUGUUUCUUGGUAGCGGUGUUCAUAGUUAAUCUCAACUCGACGCCACGCUACAACACUAUGGAUAUUUAUAUUCCUUUUAUGAUAAGCUUUGUUUUGACCUAUAAUUUAUUAUUGUACGAUUUACGGUUCUUAAGUUAUGUUCAGUUUAUUAACUACUGCCUCCCUCAUUCACAGCCACUUUUUGGGCUUAUUUGUGUACAAAUAUUAUUUCCUAUUUUAUGGUACGUUGCGGUCUGUGUGAUUGAUAUAUAAACCAAGUAUGCCUGAAAUAAACGAUCUGCUCUGAUUCGGAA